ACAUUGAUGAGUGUAAUGAAAUAUGCAAGGAAAGUAAUGCCAAGUGCAUAAACACAGAUGGAUCUUACGAAUGUCAAUGUAUCACUGGAUAUAUUCUUGCAGCUGAUGGACACACUUGCAUCAUAGGUAAAUUAAAGUAAUUACUAUUGUAGAAUAUUAUUGUUAUUACUUUUCACCCUGGGUAUAUCGUCCAGCGACCAGUAAAUGAAUUGGCAUAAAUAACUGGUAAAAAUGCAAUACGAGAUUUGAGAAAUAGUUUUGAAUUUCAGAAGCAAAACGACCAUGUACGAUUGACUAUAUCUGCCUGGUCUAUAAUGUAUAUUAGAAUUGUAAAAUAAGAUUACUAAUUACAAUCAAAGAUGAAAAUAUUAAAGCAUAAUUAUUCACCACUUAUGAAUUAUGAUCGCGUAAAAUCCUGUAUUUUGAGCAGAAAAGUUUUGUGCAAAAAUAAUUCGGGACUCGCAUCCGUUUUUAUUCUGAUGAGUGCCAGUUGCCGUGAUGACUGUUAACUCAGUCUGUUGCUGUGAUAAAAAACAUAUCAUGGAAAUCGCGACAUCAUAGUCCGCGCUUCCAUUCUCUAUCUUGUGGAUCGUCUAUACCGGCAUGGACACAGACAUCAAGUUAACAUUACUUUUUAGCUUAAUGCGUACCCCCUUAAUACGAUUCCCUUUUAUCAAAACUGCCAUCAAAACGAUCAUUCUUGGAUGAUCUACUCCAGUUACUGUAGUACUGUACAUCCUGGCAGAAGAUCUUCCUUAUAUAGCUAUAAAGUCAUUGUAAUUUUACACAAUUAAACUAAUAUACACAAAUCGAACGAAUAAAUAACUCUCCUCUUCGAUUAUUGAUUAUUUAUGUGAUUACGCAAAUGUUGUUUGAUUAAGGUCCAUGUAAUUCUAAUACCUGCAAAGCACCAAGGACAAGAUGUAUGAAAGACGAACAAGAUUCUAAAAGAUACCAAUGUUUUUGUCCUAAUAAUAAAAUUGGUGAUGACUGCCAGUACCUAG
This is a messenger RNA of Paramuricea clavata, 1004 nucleotides long. The record is from the annotation of a GenBank genome assembly. Lineage: Eukaryota; Metazoa; Cnidaria; Anthozoa; Malacalcyonacea; Plexauridae.